AUGUCUCUGAGAGGUCUAACAUACUUUGACCAACAUUUUCUUCUUUCGAAUCGACUAUUGCAAUUUCUAAUACGCAUACGCCCCGAACAAAAUACGAAUGAUCAGUUCUUUUUGUUUUGUGCUGUAACCGUUUACGUAUCGCCAAUGAUAUUACAUCAGUUUUAUCAGCUUUUCAUGUCGGACUUCAAUCUACAAUCGACUAUAAGAGUUCUGGAAACAAUGAUACCUGGUCUAUUUGUCGUCUAUUGUUAUUUUAGCGUUUACUUUGAUUUACUAACAGUGAAAUUAUUGUACGUUCAUUUUAAACUUGAUUAUGAGGUGCUAUCGGACGAGGAGGAAUUAAACAUUAUGAAAAAGUACACAAGCCGAAGCAAAUUAUAUGUGUAUCUUAUAGUGGUUCUCAUCGUUCUCUAUGUUAUUUCAAUAACGUUUCCAAGUAUAAUAAACGUUUUUCUCUAUAUUUUUGGAACAUCGGAUGAUAUUAAUUUAACAUUACCUUUUCCCGUAAAUAAUGUUUUAAAUGCGGGAUUGAUAUAUUACAGUUUACUUAUUUAUCAAAUAAUAGCACUCUUUAUAAUAGGAAUAAUAGGAAGUGCGUGUUAUUCAUUGUAUUGGGUAUUAAUACAACACGUAUGUGGUCAGUUUAGCGUUAUAAUGUGGAAAAUACAUCGACCUUUUAAAAAUGACAAAAAACAUAUAGAAAAUGAUUGGUGUAAUACAACAUCUUUGGAAGAGUGGAAUUGGAUAAUCGAUAUAAUUAAGUGUUAUACAAGAAUCACGGAGUAUACGAUAAUGCAAUAUACUUUUACAUAUGUUAUUAAGAACAAUAUGGUGAAUACAUGA
Vespa velutina is the source of this 843-nucleotide messenger RNA. RefSeq lists its product as uncharacterized. Bases 1 to 843 code for a protein of 280 amino acids. The transcript has 6 exons. Lineage: Eukaryota; Metazoa; Arthropoda; Insecta; Hymenoptera; Vespidae. The record is from RefSeq and is a predicted model, not a curated record.